Molecule: messenger RNA, 3892 nt
Organism: Xyrauchen texanus (razorback sucker)
Lineage: Eukaryota; Metazoa; Chordata; Actinopteri; Cypriniformes; Catostomidae
Product: gastrula zinc finger protein XlCGF57.1-like
Exons: 4
Coding region: 207-1472 (421 amino acids)
Biological process (GO): regulation of transcription by RNA polymerase II
Cellular component (GO): nucleus
Molecular function (GO): DNA-binding transcription factor activity, RNA polymerase II-specific; RNA polymerase II cis-regulatory region sequence-specific DNA binding
Source: RefSeq, a predicted model, not a curated record
GCAGGAAGUAGUAUGAUGAGUCCAGGGCAGCAUUUAUGUUCAUCAAACAUUUGCUUUCAUGGCUUUCCUGAGAUAUUGUUUGUCUCAAUCACAAUUCACACCUUCAGUGAAGCUCUUCCUGCUCCAGUUUACAGGUGAAGAUAGAGGAAUAAAGUGGGAUAUAAAGAGUCAAGUGUAACAGCUGAAGUCCAUUAACUAUUGCCAAAAUGAUGUCAAUUAAAGAGGAGAAAGAAGACUUGAGUUAUCCAGAGACAUGGAUAAUAAAAAGUGAAGAUACAGAGGAACAAAGAGAUUUCAUGGAUGUGAAAGAGGAAAUCCAAGAGCUGAAUGACAAGGAGGAGAAAUAUCAGAAUGAUAAAUCUGAUUUUAUUUUUGGUGAAAAAUAUUCAAAUUGCUCACAGAUUAAAAAUAAUUUCUCACAAAAAACUACUCGAACAAAAGCCAAAAAUACAUUCACAUGCCCUCAGUGUGGAAAGGGUUACACACACAAAGGACACUUUAAGAUUCACAUGAUGAUUCACACUGGAGAGAAGCCUUUUACAUGCUCUCAAUGUGGAAAGAGUUUUGCACUAAAAGCAGUUCUUAAGAAGCACCUGCGACUACACACCGGAGAGAGGCCUUUCGUUUGCCCUGAGUGUGGAAAGAGUUUCAGAGACAAAGGACACCUUAAGAGUCACAUGAUGAUUCACACUGGAGAGAAGCCUUUUACAUGCUCUCAAUGUGGAAAGAGGUUUGCAACAAAAGGAGAUCUUAUAAAGCACCUGAGAAUUCACACUGGAGAGAGGCCUUUCAUUUGCCCUGAGUGUGGAAAGAGUUUCAUACAAAAUGUACACCUUAAGAGUCACCUACGAAUUCACUUCAUUCACACUGGAGAGAAGCCUUUCAAAUGCGUUCAGUGUGGAAAAAGUUUCAAACAAAAAGGACACUUUACGAUUCACAUGAAGAUUCACACAGGCGAGAAGCCUUUUACAUGCUCUCAAUGUGGAAAGAGUUUUGCACUUAAAGCAGUUCUCAAUAAGCACCUGAGAAUUCACACUGGAGAGAGGCCUUUCACAUGCCCUCAGUGUGGACAGUGUUUCACAGACAAAGGACACCUUAAUAGUCACAUGAAGAUUCACACUGGAGAGAAGCCUUUUUCAUGCUCUCAAUGUGGAAAGAGGUUUGCAAUAAAAGGAGAUCUUAUAAAGCACCUGAGAAUUCACACUGGAGAGAGGCCUUUUAUUUGCCCUGAGUGUGGAAAGAGUUUCAUACAAAAUGUACACCUUAAGAGUCACCAACGACUUCACAUCGAGGAGAAGCCUUUUUCAUGUCUUCAGUGUGGAAAGAGUUUCAAACAAGCAGGCUAUCUCACAGUUCAUCAGCGCUAUCACUCUGUAUUAAAGCCAUUUUACUGUGAUCGGUGUGGCAAAGAAUUUAUGUGGGAAUCACAUUUCAAGGUACACUUGACCACUCAUGCAAAUGAGAAGCCUUAAGGCUUUUGCGCACCAAACCCUAUGAGAUUAUGAGAAAUGAAUCACGACCUUUAACCUUAAAAGUGAGGCGAAUGAUCGGCAUUAACACAUUCACGCAUUUACAAUAGGUGGCAGUUAUUGACAAUCAAUUAUCCCGGUACGGUAGAUUGCGCAAAGAGCUAUUCAUCUAGUCUGCCCAUCGCAUAUGAUGGAUGAGAAGAAAAACUUGACAAGUAAUCACAAUAUGAAAGACAAGCGAGUUCUCUAGAGAGCACAUAUGAAAUGCAUAAAACAUAUCUCUCUACAAGCUGCAGCAAUGAUGACAAGUGUGUUGAUUAGAUUAAUGAUAACAAAACGUUUGAGACAAUUCACAAACUAUUUCAGUUCACAUUCUGGACAAGUUGACUGAGUAUUAUUAUGUAGACAGUUUGAGGGUGUAAAAUCACUGCAUAAUGAACAGACACAAUGACCCUGUUUCCACCUGGUUUCAGAUGAUCUGACCACAUUUGGUCAGCGCUAAAUUAAGUAUAAACGAGGUCUAAAACAGAUCACAAAAAACACAUACAAAAUGUGAUCAAAAACGCAUGUGACCACGUUGCAGUUGAGGUGUAAAUGCUAACUGUCCUGAAUACAUCCUGGACAGUAGUGAAGCGCCGCCUGUCACUUGUAAAUCAACUGCUGCGCUGUAUAAACUUUGAUGGUUACGAGUGGUUUUAAAAGGAAAAUAAACAUACCAUCAGAUAUUUUGAAGAGGAUGAUACAUACUCAAGCACAAGAUAUGAUGUGUCUGAUAUCAACAUGCAGAUACACAGAUGAGAAGCACAAACAUUUGAACCUUUUAAUAAAGGUAAUCCACUUAAAUAAUGGAUAAUUGUGCUCGAAAGGUUACGUUCUGGCAUAGAUUAAAUUUUAGCUGCAUCUGGUUUUCAGCAUUUUUUUUCUUUCUUUCUGCAGUUUCUUUGUCUUUUCUGACUUUUUUUGCUUUAAUAUCAUGUAGUAACUCAGUAACACAGUGAUUGAUGUAUGUCUUCAUGAAAUCAGAGACCCUCCCCUCUAAAUCCAAACACAAGUGGUCGCAGGAGACUCAUUUAGCGACGAGGUGUAUACGGCUCACAUUUGUCUCAUCUGACCACAUGUGAUCAGAUCAUCCGAGAUGCAUCUUAAUACCAGGUGUAAAUGUGGUCAUUUGUCUCCCUUCAAGAGUAGUCUGGUAUAUUGUAAUUACAAGUUCCGAGCACAUGAAUGACCCAGCGAAGUCAUAUUAACGAGUGGUAAACUCUGAAUUUUAGAUGAUACAUGAGUUUCCAUGUUGGGAUAUUGGAAGGGACGGAUCAACAUGAAAGAUGAUAGGAAGUAAAGAUUUUGUUAAAUUAUUUCAAUAAUAUUCAUUUGUUUUAGAUGACGGUCAACUAAUGACUCACCCUUCAUGGUUUGUUUUAUGCAAAUUCAUUAUUAAUAUGUUAGAUACCAUGCAUUAAUUAUGUCAUUGAUUAUUGGUGCAGGUUUAUUCACUAAUGUUUAUCCACCGGUACAACAGAAUAAAUUUUGCCGUUGUUUAUUUAGUAAUUUAUGAAGUUUGACUUAAUAGUCAAACUUUACGGUUACGUUUGACCGUAUUUUGUUUCCCAAUUGAAAGCGUGACAUGUCCUAGUAACAAAUGCCCAACUCGGAGGUACAAGCUUUCCAGGUGGAAUAAAAUAGGGAUCCAUUCUUUCAAGUCAAAAUUGAAAAAUCACUGAGUUUGAUGUGCAAAGGACUUUAAUUUUGAUCUUUUAGUGGAAUGAGCAGCCUCAGGAACCCUGAUAGAACAUGAGGGAGUGCAUAUUGGUGUAAGGCUGUUGCCCCGAUAUCUGGACUCAAGAACCCUCUGAGAAAAAAAAGAAUAUCUGAGAAAAUCUACCUAAGAAUUCUCUUUGAAAAAUUACCAUCUCUACCUCAAGCAUCACACCCACUGAGAGUAAAUUAUAACUGCAAUCUUCCUUGUUCUCCCACAUCUGUUCUCUUUCUGCCUCGCAGACUCUCUUCCUUCUCUCCCUUUUCAGCUCAAAAUCACCUGAAACUCACCUAAUGCCUGUAUGUACUAAAUCUAUUAUUGUAUGUACACAAAUCUGACUAUACAUGUUUCAUAUAAUAUAAAAAGGUCUCAGUGUGACUGGUACAGUGGUCUGCUGCCCACAAAAGUAGAUUACAUGGCAACAAAGUUUGCUGCCUCCUUGGUUUUCAUCCUGUGUGCUGAUAAGGUGGCCGAUUAUGUUUAAUGUGUCUGGACAUUUAAGGGAAGCUUGCAAAGUUGUCAGCAGGAUUCUGUAGCCAGAUGAACCCCAUGAUGUUGUGUGCAACACCAUGUCUUACUAUAAAGUCAAGUAUGCAUCUCUUACUUUUAAGAUUCAUCUUUGAGCCUUGCAUGUUUUGUGUUGAUUAUUUUUGAAUUUAUUAUGUAA